Molecule: messenger RNA, 3033 nt
Organism: Drepanopeziza brunnea f. sp. 'multigermtubi' MB_m1
Lineage: Eukaryota; Fungi; Ascomycota; Leotiomycetes; Helotiales; Drepanopezizaceae
Molecular function (GO): 5'-flap endonuclease activity; crossover junction DNA endonuclease activity
Source: RefSeq, a predicted model, not a curated record
AUGGGUAUUCCAGGUAUCUAUGAAGAGAUUGGAAGAGGCGAAAGAGUCUGUUUAUCCAAACUCGCUAUUGAAAAGCUCGUGGAAACUGGACGCCCCCUCAGGUUAGCCAUCGACAUCUCGAUAUGGCAAUUUCAGAUCCAGUCCGGUCAAGGAGGGUCGAAUCCAGCAAUACGAACUCUGUAUUACCGUUUGAUCCGCUUGCUAUCGUUGUCUAUACAACCUCUUUUUGUCUUUGAUGGACCUCAAAGACCUCAGCUCAAACGCAACAAGAGAGUUGGUCGAGGCGGUGCCUCGGCUUCAGACAUGGCGGCAAAGCAGCUGCUAAAGCUGUUUGGAUUUCCUUGCCACAAUGCCCCGGGAGAAGCCGAAGCAGAAUGCGCUCUUCUACAGCGUAAGGGCAUAGUUGAUGCAGUAUUGAGCGAGGAUGUCGAUACCCUUAUGUUUGGAUCCGGGAUUACCCUACGAGACUGGUCUUCCGAGGGCGCGAGAGGCAGCAAGGCACCGACUCACGUGUCUCUAUUUGACGCAAAGAAGACGAAGGAAGGCAGUUCCGGGCUAGAUCGCGAAGGCAUGAUCUUAGUUGCUCUGCUUAGCGGUGGCGAUUAUAACACCGAUGGGCUCCCUGGAAUUGGUAUCAAAGUCGCUUGUCAAGCUGCGAGAGCAGGAUUUGGGAAGGAGCUAUGUGGUCUGUCGAGAUCAGAUGAGGAUGGCCUGGCCACUUGGAGGAGCAAGCUCACUCGUGAGCUUCAGACGAAUGAGAAUAAAGUCUUCAAGAGCAAACACAAGUCUAUGACAAUUCCAGACACGUUUCCAAGCAAGGAGAUUCUGGGGUAUUAUACUCAUCCAGUCGUCUCAACCGCUCAGAAGGUUGAAAAACUCAAGUCAGAAAUUCAAUGGGACGGUGUCGUGGAUGUCCCCGGCUUACGAGAAUAUGUCAAAGAAGGAUUUUCAUGGAGCAACAUCGGGGGAGCAAGGAAGUUUAUUCGAAAUCUAGCGCCGGCAUUAUUAGUCCAUCAACUGCGCAUACGGGCAGAUCGAAGAGAUUCCGGAUAUGGAGAUUUGAUCCUGACGCAAAUACAGGAGAUGGAUUACGUGAGGUCAAUCUGUGGGCAGAGAGAACAUUUCGAUGCGGGUGGAAUGCCAGAGCUGAAGGUGGUUUUCCAUCCUAUGGAUAUUGUGAAGCUUGACUUGGACAAGGAGUACGAUGAUUCCGCAGAUUAUAGCCGAGAUGGUCUUGCUCCGGUCAACGACGAAGACCAAAUUGAGGCAUACGUCUCUGAUGAGGACGCUUCUGCGGCUACAGGUAAACGUGCAGCAUCACAGUACGACCCUAAGAAACCGGAUAAAACGUGGAUACCUGAGACGCUUCUGAAGCUCAGCUUACCGCUAAAGGUGGAAGACUACAAAGCUGCAGAGUUGGCGAAGAGGAUGCCCAAAGAGCCAAAGGUUAAAGCCAAGAAAACUGCGAAGCCUGCAGGCAAGAAAGCGGCCACUACCAGUGGUGGCAUGCAGAGAGGUGCUCUGGAAAAGUAUGUGAGAGUCUCGAAAGGGAGGGACGAAUUUGAGGAUGCAAUGAUCCAGAAGCCAUUGGGAAAGACAGUCAUAGCCUCUCAACCAGUACUCCCUCCAGUUUAUCUCGCACCAUCCCUUGAACGAAUAUCGGCAUCACAACCACCUCCCGCGAUAGCAUCCAAGAUCCGGCCGGUCGCUCGCACAGCUUAUUCUAGCACCGACGCUAUCCUUAGAAAAGCACCCCCAAAACCCCGGGCAAGAACCAAAGCCCCGGAGCCUGACAAGCCCAAAGCAAACACCAACCCCUGGUAUCUAGCAUCCAAAUGCACAACUUCCUCCCAAACUAACCCAAAAAUCACCAAAUCCCUAGGCCAAAUAGACAAAAACAGAAAGCCUCAAGCAACCUUCAAAACCCCCAUAAACAUCGACUCCAGCCCCCUGGCCUCACCAUCACCAUCACCACCACCCCCGAAACUACCAGCACCCACCCAAACCAGUUUAAGAAAACACGUUCACUCGCCUUCACCCCCCAACUCGCCUCCUCUUCACUCUGACUACGAAUCUCCCCUCCCAAGUACUGUAACCAUCUCCCGCGGCAGCAAAUCCCGCCACCGCUACCACCACCGCCCAGACAACAUCUUGACGCCGUCCAAGACGCGAAUGAGAUCACUCUCGCGCCCCUCGCCAAGAAAGAAGACCUCUCCAAGUUCUAAAGUAGCACCGCCGUUCCUGCCGAACUUUGACGAGCUAAAGUCACUAAGUCCAGAGCUUGUAGCGAGGAAGCUGUCGUUCUCCGCCCCGGAGGAGCGACACUGUGAAGGAGGCGAGGAAGGUGGUGUGAACUUGGACUUGGAAAGUCAAGCAGGCGCAGUUAUUGACACUAAUUACGAUUAUGAUGACGAUGACGAUAACGACGAGUUUCCCGAUCUCGAGGACCUCUUGUCACCGCCAAAUACUAAAUCCAACUACUCUCCUGCUUCUUCUCGCCUCAACAACACAUCUCCCUCCUUCACCAACUCAGCGUCACAAAUCAAUACCAGUAGCUCCUCAGCGACUGGGGUAAUUGCAAACACCCACUCUUCCUUCACCUCAACCUCAACCUCAGCACCAACCUCGCCGUCCACGUCCUCGGCCACGCUGGCUACAGCACAAGCACAAAUCUCCAGCGUAGCAAUCAUCAGCCUCGAGUCUUCUUCUUCUUCUUCGCCUCCGCAACCUCGCCGCUCAUCCCCCUCCACCACCACCACGCAGCUCCAGCUCGCGCCCAAGGAGCAAAAGAACAAGCAAGAAAAUGCGACAGCGAAAUCGAAAACGGGGAAUAAAGCGGCCGAGGGGAAGCAGCAAACCGGGAAGAACCCGAAAAAGAAAUUCAUCCUCUUGCGCGAAUCUCUCGCUGGCUCCUGGGACGCUGUCGACGAGCGGGAAUUGGAAGCUGAUCUCGCGAGGAGGGGUGGGCGGAAGCGGAGGGAGCGGGUGUUGAGGAUGAGUGCUGUUGAGGUUUUGGAUUUGACGGAGGAUUGA